This is a messenger RNA of Lasiosphaeria miniovina, 786 nucleotides long. Its product is annotated as putative short chain dehydrogenase/reductase. Gene Ontology annotation, biological process: secondary metabolic process. The record is from RefSeq and is a predicted model, not a curated record. Lineage: Eukaryota; Fungi; Ascomycota; Sordariomycetes; Sordariales; Lasiosphaeriaceae. Gene Ontology annotation, molecular function: oxidoreductase activity. Gene Ontology annotation, cellular component: cytoplasm. Bases 1 to 786 code for a protein of 261 amino acids. The transcript is spliced from 2 exons.
AUGGCGUCCGACAAGACUGUUAUUCUCAUCACCGGCGCGAACGGCGGCAUUGGACUCGAGGCGGUCGUCGCGCUGGCCCAGGCGUCGGCCUGCCUGCACAUCCUGCUGGGGGCGCGCUCGCUCGAGAAAGGCCAGAAAGCGCUCGACGAGAUCCGGUCCUCGCCAUCUCUUCCCGGCGGCGAGCUCAAGUCGGCCAUCUCGGUCGUACAGAUCGAAGUGACAGACCAAGCCUCGAUCCUCGCCGCGCGGGACCACGUGGCGGCCACGUUCGCGCGGCUCGACGUGCUGGUCAACAACGCGGGCAUCAUCGUGAUCAAGCCCGAAUACGACACGCUGGCCGACGCGCGCGAGACGUUCGAGACCAACGUGUUCGGGCCGCUGGCCGUGACGGAGGCCUUCGAGCCGCUGCUGCGCAAGUCCUCCAGUCCCCGCGUCGUGCACGUGUCGUCGGAGCAGGGUUCGGUGUCGCUGCGCCUCGACCCGGCCUACCCCUCCGUUAACGUCCGCGGCGACACGUACCGCAUGAGCAAGGCCGCGCUCAACAUGCUCGCCGCCUGCCACCGCCACAAUUUCGCCGACUGGGGCUGCAAGGUCUGCGCGUUCAACCCGGGAUUUUGCGUCACGAAUCUCACGGGCCCGAGGGGCCGCGAGAUGCGCAUCAAGGGCGGUGCGCGCCCGGCGAGGGAUGCUGGUCUUGCCCUGGCUGAGGUUGUGCUGGGGAAGCGGGAUGAGGAUGUCGAGAAGAGUGGCAUUGUCGACGUUGAUGGCGGUGUGAAGCCGUGGUAG